This is a messenger RNA of Gastrolobium bilobum, 843 nucleotides long. RefSeq lists its product as uncharacterized. Lineage: Eukaryota; Viridiplantae; Streptophyta; Magnoliopsida; Fabales; Fabaceae. Bases 1 to 843 code for a protein of 280 amino acids. The transcript has a single exon. The record is from RefSeq and is a predicted model, not a curated record.
AUGUUUUUAGAUAUUUUUAAAAAGUUACAAAUUAAUAUUCCUUUUACUGAAGCUUUAGCUAAAAUUCCUAAUUAUGUUAAGCUUAUGAAAGACCUCUUGUCUAGAAAGCAUAAGUUGCAGGAAUUUGAGACAGUGGCUCUCACAGAGGAGUGCAGCGCCAUUAUCCAGAAGAAGCUUCCACCAAAACUUCGAGAUCCAGGGAGUUUCAACAUCCCCAUUGCGAUAGGCAACAUUAAUGUUGGCCGGACAUUGUGUGAUCUCAUAGCAAGCAUCAAUCUCAUGCCUUUGUCUGUGAUGAAAUCUCUGGGAAUUUCAGAAUUGAAACCCACCAUGGUCUCCUUACAACUUGCUGAUAGAUCUCUAAGAAGACCAAAUGGAGUUAUUGAAGAUGUUCUUGUUAAAGUUGACAAGUUCAUAUUUUCUGCUUACUUCAUAGUCCUUGGUAUGGAAGAAGAAGGUGACAUGCCCCUUCUCUUAGGAAGACCUUUCCUAGCCACAACCAGAACCAUGAUAGAUGUAGAGCAAGGAAAGUUAGAGCUGAGGAUGGAUGACAAAAAGGUUACCAUCAAUGUAUUUGAUGCAAUGAAGCAAGCAACUGAUAAGGAUGACUGCUUUCAAGUAGACAUCUUUGAUGAGUUGCUGCUUAAGAAGAAAUAUGAUGAUCCAGCUCUCGAAGAAGAUUUGAAAGCUCUUGACAUUGAUUCUCCACUAGAAAAUUCUGAAAUUACAAUAGAGAUGCUGAAGAAAAAGAAUACCCAAGCAUUGGAGGAUCCAUCAACUACAAGAACACCAAUCUUCCACACCUUGGCUGCAGACUUGGGUCCCUUUUUUCUCCCAAUUUAG